Messenger RNA from Gossypium raimondii (Peruvian cotton), 1670 nucleotides. Its product is annotated as mitochondrial inner membrane protein OXA1. Gene Ontology annotation, molecular function: membrane insertase activity. Gene Ontology annotation, biological process: mitochondrial respiratory chain complex IV assembly; protein insertion into mitochondrial inner membrane from matrix. NCBI's taxonomy places the organism in Eukaryota, Viridiplantae, Streptophyta, Magnoliopsida, Malvales, Malvaceae. The record is from RefSeq and is a predicted model, not a curated record. Gene Ontology annotation, cellular component: mitochondrial inner membrane.
CUUUCUACCGAAAAAGGAGGGAUAUACCACCCGAAAGGUACGCGGGAGGAAGAACAAAAAGCCUGGGAAUUAAACCUUGUUCUGUUCGAUGAGCGGCUUCUUCGUUAAGCACCUGAGGAAACCUUUUCUCUUCUCAACACAAGAUUUAACAUGUUAUUCGAAUCAAUGGCGUUUAGGCGUAGUAUUUGCAAUAGAGUAACCAUAAUGGCUAGACGAUAUCAACCAUUGUUUGCCUACGUUCUCCAUGAAGAUGACCGUAAAAAUCAACCUUCGAAUGAGUUCCAAUCUCAUCAAAAACCUGGUGAUUUUGUUCAACAAAGAUAUUUUGGAACUGGGUUUAGUAAUUCAUCCUCAGGGUUUGGUGUGUUGUUCCAAGAUAGAAAAUGCUCCCAAUUAGCUUUUCUUCCUAGCUCUGGCAUGUCCUUUUAUCGGCUUAUGUCGACUACGGGUAGCGAUAAGCCAGAUAAGUUUGAGCUCAUCGGUGAUGUUGCGGAUGUUCUUAAGGAUACUGCUGUUGAAGCAGUGGCUUCGCAAGCUCCUGCCGUGAAUGAGGUUGCCGUUGCUGCUGCUGACUGUUGGUUACCUGUUGCUAGCUUGCAGUAUGUUAUUGAUUCCAUUCAUUCUUUUACCGGCUUGAACUGGUGGGCCUCGAUAGCAGCGGCAACACUUUUGAUUCGAGGAGCUACUCUUCCGCUUCUGAUAAAUCAACUUAAAGCUACUACGAAAAUGACUUUAAUGAGGCCACGCCUGGAGGAAAUCAGGGAACGGAUGGCAAGCAAGGAUGGGGAUUCCCCAUCGAUGGUUGAAGGUCAAAAUGAAAUGAAAAAGCUUUUCAAGGAAUAUGGCGUGACACCAUUUACACCACUGAAAGGGCUUUUUAUUCAGGGGCCCAUCUUUAUCAGCUUUGACUUAGCUAUUACAACGAUGACUGAGAAAAUGCCAUCAUUUAAAUGCGGCGGAGCAUGUUGGUUUACAGAUCUCACUACUCCAGAUAGUUUAUACCUCUUUCCAGUUUUGACAGCACUGACAUUUUUUAUAACCGUAGAGUGUAACAUGCAAGAAGGUAUGGAAGGGAACCCUGCUGCUGCAACUAUGAGAAAUGUUUCUAGGGUCCUUGCUGUUUUGACAGUUCCAUUUACCAUGAAUUUCCCAAAGGCCAUAUUUUGUUAUUGGAUUACAUCAAAUUUGUUUUCCCUUUAUGGACUAGUGCUUAAGGCUCCCCGGGUUAAGAAGGCUUUAGGCAUUCCUGAAAUACCUGAUCAACCAGCAGCUACUGCAUCACGACCUUCUAUCGAUCUGUAUUCAGCUCUCAAACAAACUCUCCAACAAGCAAGAACAGCAGCAGAAGAAUCUGCUUCUGUAUCUGCUGCACCAACAAAAGUAUUGAACCGAAGCACACCUUCUUCGGCUGUCAAUCAGCGGAUUAAACAUUUAGAGAAACAAGUAAAGGGAAAGAAGAAGAACAAGAAGAGGUGAGAAAUCUUUCGUCCCGGAAGUCAAAAAUCAUCGGUUAUAAUAAUAAUUAACAUAUAUUACAGUUUGGCAUCAUAUCUAUUCUUUUUAGGCUCCAUUGUUUGGGGCCAUAGGAACCAAAUGACAGUGACAGUGACAGUGAGUUUUUUUUUCUUCUUUUAUCUAAUACAGGAGUUAAAAUUUCCUUUCCCCAUAAA